Setaria italica (foxtail millet) is the source of this 2617-nucleotide messenger RNA. RefSeq names its product WAT1-related protein At5g64700. Gene Ontology annotation, molecular function: transmembrane transporter activity. The record is from RefSeq and is a predicted model, not a curated record. Gene Ontology annotation, cellular component: plasma membrane. Bases 129 to 1241 code for a protein of 370 amino acids. NCBI's taxonomy places the organism in Eukaryota, Viridiplantae, Streptophyta, Magnoliopsida, Poales, Poaceae. The transcript is spliced from 7 exons.
AGAACCAAUGCGUUGGCGGUCUCCAUACAGCUGGGUACUUCAUAUCUCCUUCACCUUCUUUCCCCUUCCUCUCAUAUCUUCCUUUCCCACAUACCUCCCUUGAAUCUCCUUUGUGUCCCAACAAGAACAUGCAUAUUCAAAUGAAGAGCACGAAGCCUUACGUGGUAGCAAUCAUCAUACAAGUCAUCUAUACCGGCAUGUUCGUAAUCCUCAAGGCAGCCUUCAACCAGGGGUUCAGUACCUAUGUCUUCAAUUUCUACUGCCAGGCAGCAGCAUCUGUGUUGUUGCUGCCUAUUGCAUUUCUUCGUGAAAGGAAAAAUGUGAGUUCUAUGACGUUUGGGCUGCUGAUGAAGCUUUUAUUAUGUGCCUUAAUUGGAAAUACAUUUUGCAUAAAUCUGAUAAAUGUAGCACUGAGGUUGACAUCAGCUACUGUGCAAUCCGCGAUAGGCAAUUCCAAACCUGUCAUCACUUUCUGCUUUGCCUUGCUAUUAAGGAUGGAGUCUGUAAAGCUAAGCAAUCCAUAUAGCAUAGCCAAGGUAACUGGUGUAGUGAUAUGCCUUGCUGGAGUUUUUGUGAUCGCAUUCUAUGCUGGGCCGGCCUUAAGCCCUGUAAACCAUCACCGUGCCUUCCAUGCUAGUCAAACUUCCUCAAAUCCCAUGAGGAGGGUGACAUGGAUCAAAGGGACGUUUCUUAAGCUCCUCGGUGACAUCAUAUGGUGUCUGUGGAUCAUCGCUCAGGCUGCGCUGUUGAAAGAGUUCCCAAACAAGAUGCUUGUGACUGUGACACAGUGUGUUUUUAGCACAGUGCAGUCCUUAGUCGUGGCAGCUGUGGCCGAGAGGGACUCCUCAAGGUGGAAGCUAGGGCUAGAUGUCAGCUUGCUCGCCAUCAUAUAUACGGGAUUCAUAGUCACUGGGGUUUGCAACUACCUACAAGUGUGGUGCCUGGAGAUGAAAGGCCCUGUCUUUGUCAAUACCUGGUUCCCUCUCUGCUUUGUCUUGACAAUGUUCUGCUCCUCAUUCUUCCUUGGGGAGAUUGUUCACCUGGGAAGCAUUUUAGGUGGAAUCCUUCUGAUUGGAGGACUUUACAGUGUUCUGUGGGCUAAAAGUAAGGAAACAGUGAUUGAACCAUGCGGCGAUGCGGAUAUGACAUUUAGUGCACAAGAUGAGAUAGAAGAGAGGAAAUCUGAGGAGAAUAUGAAGGGUAGGGAACAGCACAAGGAAGUAUCAGCAUAUGCUGUUUAACAAGUGUGAUCGAUUGGUCUGACCAAGGCUAGCUCUUGCUCCUGCAUAUUCUAGCAUAUGUAUGUAUAUAAACCAUUUUAAUAUUGAAAUUUCAAACCUUAGCUACAGGUAUUGCCUACUCUCGAAAAAUUACAAUAUUAUCACAUAUUAUUCAUGCUAAACUUCAGAGGUGAUUUGGGAGAAUUCGUCUAGAAUGGUGAUACUUCAUAUUCUGCAAGAACAUGCUUAUUUCUAAUAGCUCCUAAUAGCUAUGAGGUAAAGGGAAAGCACUAGCUUGGGUGCAAAGUACAAUGCAGUGGUGAAGGGGAUUAGAAAUCUUGAUGCCAACAAAGCAUGUGGUGGUGAAGAGUAAGUAUAGGCUUCGCACCAAAGGAUCAUCUGAUCCGUGUGGAAUCGUAGGCAAUCCAUAUCGCUCACACGGAGAGUGCAAGAUACAUGAGAAGAACAGGAUGAUAAAGACUAUGUCGGCCAAGUCAAGGAUGAGACGAUUUGAAAGCAUGAGUCAGUGGUCAAACAAAGAAAGUGUAAAAGAUUUGAAGGCAUCAGGGCCUAGGAGGAGGUUUCACAUGCGUCAGUACUACUAAGUAAAACCACACAGGGCAUACAAGAGACCCUGACAAUUCGGACCUCAAAACCAAAUGUUGUCUUUGCUGGUUGAGGCCUACAAACCAAGUGGAGGCGAGUAGUAGGACGCAUGGCAUCAUUCGGAAGCUUGCAUAGAGGUGAAGCGAAAUCGUAAAGGUAUUGGUUUUUUCCAAUGUAGCGAUAAAAAAGAUGAACGAUCUUACCCUUGGGAGUAUUUAGAUUGUGUACUUCAUGUAUGGGUGUUUUUUUGUCUUUGUCUAGGUUCCUAGACAUAUUUGGAGUGGUUGGGUUGUGUUGUUAGUAUUGGCUAGGGUUGGAUAGAGAGGCGGAGAAAAGAUAGCAUCUUUGUUCUUGAGCAUUUUGUCAUCCAAUGCUUUAAGUGGUGCUAGGAGUGGCUUGUUAUCUUAAAUUUUGAAAUAAUCAAAUGAUCCAAUUUUCUCUCAAUAUUCCUCACCUUCUAAAUCUCUAAUUUUGUUAGUUUCCCUAUAUCGGGAGCUUUUUUGGGGUGAAUGACUAAUAUCUUGUUUAGCUGCAUUUUAAGGAAACAUUCUUGGGGAAGAAUGAUGCUAGGACAUGUGCAAGAACAUCUAGGGCGAUCCCCUGUCCAAUCCAAGAAUGACCGUUGGAUUUUGAGUUUUCCCCGUACCCUCUUUUCUUGUAUUCUUCGACAAAUCCAUAGAUUUGUGGUGAAGUUUAAAAUUCAUGAGACGCUACAUCGAAAAUUUCAUGAACUUUGGAGAUUGUUUGAUGGAGAGUGUACCUUUUGCCAAAGAUAUUGCACCAUGUCUUGA